Messenger RNA from Anopheles funestus (African malaria mosquito), 2092 nucleotides. RefSeq names its product cytochrome P450 302a1, mitochondrial (gene dib). Lineage: Eukaryota; Metazoa; Arthropoda; Insecta; Diptera; Culicidae. The coding region runs from base 398 to 1969 and encodes 523 amino acids. The record is from RefSeq and is a predicted model, not a curated record. Gene Ontology annotation, molecular function: heme binding; iron ion binding; oxidoreductase activity, acting on paired donors, with incorporation or reduction of molecular oxygen. The transcript has 7 exons.
GUGAUAAGUGCCAAAUAAAACGCGUACUUGUUUUACUACAGGAACACAUCGACGCACUUCAACAAUAGGAAAAAGCAUCACUUCAUUUGGAAUUAUUAUGCUUCUUAAUGCAAAUUGUUUUAUGCUCUUCAUUAACCUUACAACAUACUUCGCCGAUUAGAAAGCAUUGAUCUACCGUGACAAGCGGAUAAUUUUGGAGUUUUAUAAGUGUGCGUGAAAUAAACCGAUCACUGCUCGCGAUCAUAAGCUGAUCAAUGUAACCGGCAUCAUUGUUGUCAGAACUUGCGUGUAAGACGGACCUGUGACCCGGUCGUCUGUCUAGAUUGUUUUACACUAGAUCGGUAACAAUCAAUCAAAUGUUUUAAAGUCUGUAAAACAUUACAAAGUUUGUGUUACAAUGAAUUUUCCAAGAAAAGUUCCUAUCCGUCAUUUACGUAGUUUCUCAUCGAAUAACAAUGAAACUUCGAAAGGGACUGUUAAGACUUUUGAACAGAUGCCCGGACCAAAGGGUCCAUUGGGAUUGGGAAAUCUUUUCCAGUACAUUCCAGGAAUAGGGCGUUACAGUUUCGAUGAGUUACAUCGUUCCGGUGAGGACAAAUAUCGACAAUAUGGCCGGAUCGUACGAGAAACAAUGGUUCCCGGGCAAGAUAUUGUGUGGCUUUACGAUCCGGAUGAUAUAGCUACCGUACUGGACGAUCGAACGCCGGGAAUGUAUCCAUCGCGGCGUAGCCAUACAGCGCUUGAAAAAUAUCGCAAAGAUCGUCCAAAUGUCUACCGUACCGCUGGUUUGUUACCAACAAACGGCUUGGAAUGGUGGAAAAUACGAUCAGAGCUUCAGAAAGGACUCAGCUCUCCGCAAAAUGUGCGAAACUUUCUUCCUUCUACCGACAAAAUUACGAAAGAGUUCGUUGCUCGUCUGAAACCGAAUUUGGAGUCGGAACCGCAAAGCUCCAGUACUACAAACUUCCUUAUUGAAGACCUGAUGCCAAUGAUUUCUCGACUAAAUCUGGAAUUGAUCUGUUUGCUUGCCUUCGACGUACGGUUGGACAGUUUCUCCGAUGAACAGAUGCUUCCCAAUUCGUUAUCGUCUCGGUUAAUGGAAUCAGCCGAAACGACCAACUCCUGCAUAUUGCCCACCGAUCAGGGCUUCCAGCUGUGGCGAUACUUUGAAACUCCCGCCUACCGACGGUUGCGCAAAGCACAAGAGUUUAUGGAAAAGACCGCCGUUGAGCUGGUGUCGCAGAAGUUGCUCUACUUCAACGAAGAUCAGCAACGGUUGGCAAGCGGAGAACAUUCGAAAUCGCUAAUGGAGGAAUAUCUUCGCAAUCCUAGCCUGGAGCUGAACGACAUCAUUGGAAUGGCGUCCGAUCUGCUUCUGGCCGGAGUGCAUACGACCAGCUAUACCACUUCCUUUGCACUGUACCAUUUGGCGCUGCACGGUAACACCGCCCAAGAGCGAUUGUACCAAGAGGCAAAGAAGAUUCUGCCAGACCCACGUGUAAACCGGAUCGGAGCCGCUGUGCUAGGAUCGGAAGCUUCGUAUUGCCGUGCGGUAUUGAAGGAAGCGCUACGUCUCAAUCCCAUCUCGAUAGGUGUGGGACGAAUUCUCAAUCGGGACAACGUGUUGGGCGGCUAUCAAGUUCCUCGUGGAACAGUGGUGGUGACGCAAAACAUGAUCUCUUGUCGCCAGGAGACUUAUUUCCGGGAGCCUCUAAAAUUCCUACCAGAACGAUGGAUGCGCGAGACAAAGGAGCCGGUCCAUCCUCACUUAGUACUGCCGUUUGGACACGGUAUGCGAUCAUGUAUUGCACGCCGAUUGGCCGAGCAGAGUAUGCUUGUGCUGCUGUUGAGGCUUAUUCGGUCUUUCGAAAUCGAGUGGGCAGGGACCAUUCCGAUGGAUGUGAAAACGAAACUUAUCAAUCAACCAGACCAACCUAUUCGGUUACGAUUUAAACCAAGACCAACGUAGAAUAACAGCAAGCUGAACGACCAUUCCAAUAUUUGCAAAUACAUGAUCAACAAACAGCAAACCAAAAUGAAGGGUAAAAUUGAUUGAUUUCUAUAGAAAGAAACAGCUUCCUAAAAUCUUCCU